Messenger RNA from Perca fluviatilis (European perch), 4855 nucleotides. RefSeq names its product NACHT, LRR and PYD domains-containing protein 12-like. Gene Ontology annotation, molecular function: protein binding. The record is from RefSeq and is a predicted model, not a curated record. NCBI's taxonomy places the organism in Eukaryota, Metazoa, Chordata, Actinopteri, Perciformes, Percidae. The transcript has 16 exons. The coding region runs from base 470 to 4606 and encodes 1378 amino acids.
GUUUGAUUUCCUGUUCAUCACUGCUGGUUGUUAUAAAGUGUUACUGCUCCUCUGAUCUCUGUUGUCACAGUGUUUCUGGUUCUACAGGAUUCUUUCUGUCUCCUCCUCCUCCUCCUCCUCCUCCUCCUCCUGAUGAAGCUGAAACAGGUUUGUUGUUUUGCUGUCAGAGACAAAGGUUUCAGUCGACACACACGAUAAGAUGUCUCGGUGUCCCAGAGGUCUUCCAGGUGGAGCUGCAGCGUGAGAAACCCUCCAAUCAGAGCAGUCCAGUGUGGCUGUGACUCAUCAGGAAACAACUCACCUGAGUUCUUCUCCGUCAACUCUUUGGACUGUUUGAAGAAACUGACCCAUCAGAGACCAGACCCUGCUGAACCUGAACCUGAACCCAGCUGUGUGUCCAUGAAGAGCCACCGGUCCAUGGAGCCACCACUACUUUAAGAAAAGACCUGUAAGGGAGAGGAGAACAGAAAUGGAGUACAGGCUACUUGAAAUGGAGAAGAGAGGAUUGAUGGAGAGACUUGAAUGGCAGAAGGAGAGAAUUGCGAUGGAAAGGGAAAUUGAAAUGUUAAGAAGAAGAUUGAGGACCCAGAAGAGACAAGAGUCUCCUGAACCUGAACCUGAGCCUGAACCCAGCUGUGUAUCCUUUAAGAGCGACUGGUCACAUGAACGCUAUAUUAACUUUAAAGGAGAGCAACCCUCUGCUGAAAGGAGGAUCCAUCAAAGACCAGACUCUGCUGAACCUGAACCCAGCUGUGUGUCCUUCAAGAGUGACCGGUCACAAAAACGCUUUAUUGACUUUAAAGGAAAGCAACCCACUGCUGAAAAGAGAGAGGACCAGGAGAGCUCAGAGGUUCCCAGUGGUCAGUCUGUCCAGCAGCAUCAAAUACACCUGGACUCCAUAUGUAUGCUGCUGGAGGAGAACAUUGUCAGUUUUGUGAAGAACAAGCUGAAGAAGAUCCAUAAAGUUCUGAAUCCAGAUUACCCAGAAUGCGUAGAGAGUCAGAGGGAGGAUGAAGAUGAGGAUGAAGAGCAGAGGAGCAGCAGAGAGGCACUUAUGAAGAUCACAAUGCACUUCCUGAGGAGAAUGAAGCAGGAGGAGCUGGCUGAGCGUCUGCAGAGCAGAAGUUCUGCUGGAGUUUGUAAGCAUAAACUCAAGACUAACCUAAACAAGAAGUUCCAGUGUGUGUUUGAGGGGAUUGCUAAAGCAGGAAACCCAACCCUUCUGAAUCAGAUGUUCACAGAGAUCUACAUCAUGGAGGGAGGGACUACAGAGGUCAAUGAUGAACAUGAGGUCAGGCAGAUUGAAACAGCAUCCAGAAAAUCAGACAGACCUGAAACAAAAGUCAAACGAGAAGACAUCUUUAAAGCCCCACCUGGAAGAGAUGAACCAAUCAGAACAGUGAUGACCAAGGGAGUGUCUGGCAUUGGGAAAACAGUCUUAACACAGAAGUUCACUCUGGAGUGGGCUGAAGGCAAAGCCAACCAGGACAUCCAGUUCAUAUUUCCAAUCACUUUCAGAGAGCUGAAUGUGCUGAAAGAGAAAAAGUACAGCUUGGUGGAACUUGUUGAUCACUUCUUCAGUGAAACCAAAGAAGCAGGAAUCUGCAGGUUUGAAGAGUUCCAGGUUGUGUUCAUCUUUGACGGUCUCGAUGAGUGUCGAUUUCCUCUGGACUUCCACAACACUGAGAUCCUGACUGAUGUUACAGAGUCCACCUCAGUGGGUGUGCUGCUCACAAACCUCAUCAGGGGGAAACUGCUUCCCUCUGCUCGCCUCUGGAUAACCACACGACCUGCUGCAGCCAAUCAGAUCCCUGCUGAGUGUGUUGACAUGGUGACAGAGGUCAGAGGGUUCACUGACCAACAAAAGGAGGAGUACUUCAGUAAGCGAUGCAGAGACAAGAAGCAGGAAAACAGAAUCAUCUCCCACAUCAAGACAUCACGAAGCCUCCACAUCAUGUGCCACAUCCCAGUAUUCUGCUGGAUCACUGCUACAGUUCUGGAUGACGUGUUGAAGACCAGAGAGGGAGGAGAGCUGCCUAAAACCCUGACUGAGAUGUACAUCCACUUCCUGGUGGUUCAGUCCAAAGUGAAGAACAUCAAGUAUGAUAGAACAUCUGAGACGGACCAUCACUGGAGUCCAGAGAGCAAGAAGAUGAUCAAGUCUCUUGGAAAACUGGCUUUUGAGCAGCUGCAGAAAGGCAACCUGAUCUUUUAUGAAUCAGACCUGAUGGAGUGUGGCAUCAAUAUCACAGCAGCCUCAGUGUACUCAGGAGUGUUCACACAGAUCUUUAAAGAGGAGAGAGGACUGUACCAGGACAAUGUGUUCUCCUUCGUCCAUUUGAGUGUUCAGGAGUUUCUGGCAGCUCUUCAUGUCCAUCUGACAUUUAUCAACUCUGGACUCAACCUGCUGUCAGAAGAACAAACAACAUCGUUGAGGUUUAAAGUGUUCUGGGACAAAUCAACACGUUUCUACCAGAGUGCUGUGGACAAGGCCUUGCAGAGUCCAAAUGGACACCUGGACUUGUUCCUCCGCUUCCUCCUGGGUCUUUCACUGCAGACCAAUCAGAAUCUCCUACGAGGCCUGAUGACACAGACAGGGAGUAGCUCAGAGACCAAUCAGAAAGCAGUCAAGUACAUCAAGAUGAAGAUUAGUGAGGAUCUAUGUACAGAGAGAAGCAUCAAUCUGUUCCACUGUCUGAAUGAACUGAAUGAUGGUUCUCUAGUGGAGGAGAUCCAACUGUUCCUGAGAUCAGGAAGCCUCUUCACAGAUAAACUGUCUCCUGCUCAGUGGUCAGCUCUGGUAUUCAUUUUAUUGUCAUCAGAAAAAGAUCUGGACGUGUUUGACCUGAAGAAAUACUCUGCAUCAGAGGAGGCUCUUCUGAGGCUGCUGCCAGUGGUCAAAGCCUCCAACAAAGCUCUACUGAGUGGAUGUAACCUGUCAGAGAAAAGCUGUGAAGCUCUGUCCUCAGUUCUCAGCUCCCAGUCCUCUAGUCUGAGAGAGCUGGACCUGAGUAACAACGACCUGCAGGAUUCAGGAGGGAAACUCAUCUCUGAUGGACUGAAGAGUCCACACUGCAUACUGGACACUCUCAGACUGAGUGUCUGUAACCUGUCAGCGAGAAGCUGUGAAGCUCUGUCCUCAGUUCUCAGCUCCCAGUCCUCUAGUCUGAGAGAGCUGGACCUGAGUAACAAUGACCUGCAGGAAUCAGGAGGGAAGCUGAUAUCUGAUGGACUGAAGAGUCCACACUGCACACUGGAGACUCUCAGACUGAGUGGCUGUAACCUGUCAGAGAGAAGCUGUGAAGCUCUGUCCUCAGUUCUCAGCUCCCAGUCCUCUAGUCUGAGAGAGCUGGACCUGAGUAACAACGACCUGCAGGAUUCAGGAGGGAAGCUGAUGUCUGUUGGACUGAAGAGUCCACACUGCACACUGGAGACUCUCAGACUGAGUGGCUGUAACCUGUCAGAGAGAAGCUGUGAAGAUCUGUCCUCAGUUCUCAGCUCCCAGUCCUCUAGUCUGAGAGAGCUGGACCUGAGUAAAAAUGACCUGCAGGAUUCAGGAGGGAAGCUGAUAUCUGUUGGACUGAAGAGUCCACACUGCACACUGGAGAUUCUUAGACUGAGUGGCUGUAACCUGUCAGAGAGAAGCUGUGAAGCUCUGUCCUCAGUUCUCAGCUCCCAGUCCUCCAGUCUGAGAGAGCUGGACCUGAGUAACAAUGACCUGCAGGAUUCAGGAGGGAAGCUGAUCGCUGAUGGACUGAAGAGUCCACACUGCACACUGGAGACUCUCCGUCUGUCAGGCUGUCUGAUCUCAGAGGAAGGCAGUUCUUCUCUGGUCUCAGCUCUGAGCUCCAACCCCUCCCAUUUGAGAGAGCUGGAGCUGAGCUACAAUCAUCCAGGAGACUCAGGAGUGAAGCUACUGUCAGCGGGACUGGAGGAUCCUCUCUGGAGACUAGACACUCUCAGGAUGGAGCCUGCUGGAGUCAGAUAUUUGACCCCAGGUCCAUGGAGAUAUUCCUGUGAACUCACACUGGACACAAACACAGUGAACAAAAAACUCAAACUGUCUGACAACAACAGGAAGGUGACACGUGUGGAGGAGUAUCAGUCAUAUCCUGAUCAUCCAGAGAGGUUUAACUACUGUCCUCAGCUGCUGUGUAGAGAUGGUCUGACUGGUCGCUGUUACUGGGAGGUGGAGACGAGAGGAGAUGUUGAUAUAUCAGUGAGUUACAGAGGAAUCAGGAGGAGAGGAGACAGUGCUGACUGUGUGUUUGGAUGGAAUGAUCAGUCCUGGAGUCUGGACUGCUCUGAUGGUCGUUACUCUGUCUGGCACAAUAAGAGAGAAACAUCCAUCUCCUCCUCCUCUGUCUCUGGUAGAGUAGCAGACAUCUCCUCCUCCUCUGUCUUUGGUAGAGUAGCAGUGUAUGUUGACUGUCCUGCUGGCUCUCUGUCCUUCUACACAGUCUCCUCUGACUCACUGAUCCACCUCCACACCUUCAACACCACAUUCACUCAGCCUGUCUAUCCUGGGUUCUGGCUCGGUUCUGGUUCCUCAGUGUCUCUGAGUCCUGUGCAGGACGGAGAGUGUCCUCCUGUUUCUCACUGCUGAUCAGUUGAGUCUGUACCACCGGGGUCGUCAACUACAAUUUUUUCAAGGGCCAGAAUGUUUCUAAGCAGACACUGUGGGGGACGGACUUUCAAAUAAAGGAAAUAAAAUGAAUUUAUACCUAAUACGUCUAUUCUUGUUAGAAAUCUUCACUUUCUUACUGAAUUAAUACUAUUUAUUUUGUACAUGUAUUAGUGUGAGAAAACCCGUAGAAAACAUGGAAACUCCAUAAUGAUAACUUGCUCUUUAACU